This is a messenger RNA of Leptopilina heterotoma, 2145 nucleotides long. It is a transcript of the gene IntS10, whose product is annotated as integrator complex subunit 10. Lineage: Eukaryota; Metazoa; Arthropoda; Insecta; Hymenoptera; Figitidae. The transcript has 8 exons. The record is from RefSeq and is a predicted model, not a curated record. Gene Ontology annotation, biological process: snRNA processing. Gene Ontology annotation, cellular component: integrator complex. Bases 135 to 2030 code for a protein of 631 amino acids.
AAUAUUAGGAAGGUUAUGUUGACAAACUUUUGCAAAGAAAGUUUUUCUAAUUUUUUUUUAUUAUAUAUGUAUUAUAUAUAAUAUUAAUUGUAUAUAUUAAACUAGAAAUAUAGAAUUAAUUAUAUGUUUAAUUAAUGAGAAUUUCUCUAACAAUGUUGGAGAAAGCGGCAACUUCCGAAAAUCAAUUAUCAAAAGAAGAUUAUUUAAUUCUAAGAGCUAAAGAAGCUUUAGCCACUGACAUUUAUGCAGCAAAAUCAUGGUUAAUUACGGCAAAAUCUUUAUUUCCGCACAGUGCUAAAGUACAGUUUGAAGCUUACAGGGUAGAAAAACUCGCCAAGAAUGUCAAGGAGGCUGCCAAAUGUUUUAGUGAAAUAUUUCAAAAUUUCCCAGACGAUCGGGAUAUAUGGAAAGAAAUUGAAACCGUAACGGCAUGCCUUCGUUCAGAGCAAAAUGAUCCGGAAUCGGAAUUAUUAUGUCAAAUGUUUCAACACAUUCCCCAAGAUUUACAGCACCGUCUUUUAAUAAUGACUGCCGAUCACAGCGAAGACACGAUGGAACACUGCAAAUUGCUUCUUCUACUUCUACGAAAAUUUCCCCAAACAAUUUCCACUCAUGGCCCUCGCUUGGUUGAGACUCUAUUAACAGCGGAGAAACACAGUCAUCCAGGUCGGGCUGUGAAUGGAUUUCGUCGUUUAUUAACGUGCGAGGCACUACCGCUUUUGGGUGCAGCGCCUGUUGAAUUAAAUCCCCGUCUAAGUCUUCGAUUACUCUAUAAAGCAGUGGAAUUUUAUUUGGCCUUCAUUCAGCAGCCUCAGGAUUUUCAAAUAAUUCAACCAUGGGAGCGAUUGUUUCAAGUUGUUGAAUUAAUUGGGAAGAAAUUGGGCUGGGAAUUGAGUACAUUCUUUACAACACCAUGGAAUCGGGAAUCAUAUUGCGAACGAUUGCAUCAAUACGCUGUAACGCACAGUCUUGGAAUGUGCGAUGAAGUUAUUGCAAGACAACUUCUUGUUUGUACUGUUGUUGUUUUAUUGAGGAUAUGGAAUGAGCAUUCAACUUUGAUGAAUGGUGGCGAAACAACUUAUUGCCUCAUUGAAGCAUUCGGCGAACCGAAUUUAUCUGCUUCAGAGCCAAAGUUGAAAAAACGAAAACGUGAAGAUGCAAUGAGUAUUGCGAUUACAAGUGACAGUGAUUAUAAUGGAAAUGGGCUCGCGUUGGCAGUGAGAUUAUGGGAUUUGCUUCACAGUACGGAAUACUUGCAGAGGGAAAUUAUAAAACUUAGUGCACAAUUUCGUCUUGAUCCAUGGUUAAAUUUUUUCCUCACCGAUUUGGCAAUGUAUAAAGGUUUGCAUCAUGAAGUUCUAGCCAGACUUCCACAGGAGCCAAUUACACUGUGCUCACAUUUACGUAUGGCGAGUACAUGCUUCUUCGUUAAAGAUUUUAAGGGAAUGUUGGAAUAUAUUUCAAUGAUUGCGAAUCUUUUGCCAUCUAUCCGUGGAAAAGUUUCAAAUAGUUUAACAGUUCCGUCAAUUCGUCAUUUACAUUAUAUUACGAUCGCUCGAUUUCCAAUUCUGCAAUAUUGCUGUAGAUUAUUGUUGGCUACUUUAAAGGAACAUUUCACGAUUCCAGGUGGAGUCGGAGACCUAGCGAUAGGUCACGCUUUAGUUCUUAUGCAAAUUGAUUGGCCGCAGGAGUCAGAAAUUUUAUCCACUAUCACAGAAAGAAUAAGAACGCGAGGAUCAUUUUGUUAUCCUCUUUUUCAAGCUUACAUAAUAAACGUCGAUAUUUUAGAAGAAUUGACAUAUCUCUGGACCGAACACGGAGGCGGCGUUUCUCUUGAUAUUGGAAGUAAUUCCGGAAUGCUCCAAAAUCGUAGAAUUGCGACUAGAGGCGCUGACAAAGGUGUUAGAGAAGAAGUGAAACAAGCCAUGAGACGACAAGCCGCUCGAGACGGAGUCGAUCAACUCGACGAACUUCUUCAAAGAUUUAUAAUUCACGAGAAAAGUGCUAUUCUACAUAGUUUAAUAAUAUAAUAAAUUUUUAAUUAAUCAAAAAUAACUAUCAACAAUUAUUGUAUAUAAAUCAAUCAAAAGUUUAUUUAUACAAAUUAUGCGCUAUAAAAUAAUACAUAUAGAAGAUAAUAAUGUC